AGAAUUUUUUGGGUGAGAGGAGUACUGGAAACAACAAACAAGCCUCAAUUUGGCUUCCCCAAUCAUUUUUGUCUUCUUUCUUGUACACGUUUCCUCGGCGCCACCUUAUCUACCACCAAGCUUUCAACCCCCUUUUCUAGACUCGAAUUUUAGACGUGAACUUCAAUUUCCUGUGCAUCUGAGUUGAUUUGGAUUGUGAUUAUCUUUGCUUAAUUCUAGAUUUCACCCGACAUUUGAAAAUUAGGUUAUGUUCUCUCAUACUUCCGAUUCUACCUCACACCAGCAGUUCGAGAUUGUGUUGAUUCGUCUGGAAGGCCAGUGGCUCAUCAAUAUCUGAAUUGAAUGCUGAGUAGCAGGAUUAUCGUCUUAUGCUGCGUUUGAAGUUCCAGAUCGAAACCAGUUUCUUCCAGUAAUGGAAGCCGCAGGUUCUUUGCAACUUCCCCAUCAUUUGGGAACGUGCAAGAACCACAAUCACAGAUCACGAAAUGAGAUUGGAGGCAGCACGUUUCGAAGCUCUACUACUAGGAUGUCCUCAUUUCUCGUGCAGCAACAUUGUUGGAGUAUCCGCCUUUCAAUGACAUUACAAGUCAAGAAACAUGCACUUUGUUAUAGAAAAUUUCAGUUUAGGUGCCGUUCUUCUUUGAAACCAGGCCAGCCUGUUGAUAUUACAAGUAUAAAGAAUGCUGUUAUAAAUGUAUCGAGAUCAUACAGUUGGUUACAAAGCAGCCCUCUUGUUCUCAAGUUGAUACCAGCUGUUGGAAUUAUUGCUUUCGGGAUAUGGGGUUUGGAACCAAUCUUGCGCCAAAGUAGAAACUUAUUCCUCCGUAAAAGUGAUAGUAGUUGGAACAAGAGUAACACAUAUCAUGUUAUGACCUCUUAUCUUCAACCUUUGGUGCUGUGGACUGGAGCAAUGCUUGUCUGCAGAGCAGUGGAUCCAAUGGUUCUUCCAACAGAAGCUAGUCAAAUUGUUAAACAGCGGCUUCUAAAUUUUGUGAGAUCGCUAUCAACAGUGUUAGCUUUUGCUUAUUGUUUGUCAAGUGUGAUACAGCAGACACAUAAGUUUUUCAUGGAGACAAAUGACCCUUCUGAUACGAGAAAUAUGGGCUUCCAGUUUGCUGGAAAAGCUGUAUAUACUGCAGUGUGGGUUGCUGCAGUGUCAUUGUUCAUGGAGUUGCUAGGUUUUUCUACCCAGAAGUGGCUCACUGCUGGAGGACUUGGGACUGUCUUGCUAACUCUUGCUGGCCGUGAGAUUUUUACUAAUUUCCUUUCUAGUAUGAUGAUUCAUGCAACUCGACCAUUUGUUCUCAAUGAAUGGAUCCAAACAAAAAUUGAAGGUUAUGAAGUUUCUGGAACUGUGGAGCAUGUGGGUUGGUGGUCACCAACAAUUAUAAGAGGUGAAGACCGUGAAGCUGUUCACAUACCUAACCACAAGUUCACUGUUAAUGUUGUGAGAAAUCUCAGCCAGAAAACUCAUUGGCGGAUAAAAACUCACCUUGCCAUUAGUCAUUUGGAUGUCAGUAAGAUUAAUAACAUUGUAGCUGAUAUGCGGAAAGUUUUAUCAAAGAAUCCUCAAGUAGAACAAAAAAAGUUGCACAAAAGAGUUUUUCUAGAGGAUGUUAAUCCUGAAAACCAAGCCCUCCUGAUCCUGAUAUCUUGCUUUGUAAAGACCUCACAUUUUGAAGAGUACCUCUGUGUGAAGGAAGCUAUACUAUUGGAUCUUCUGAGAGUGAUACGACACCACCGAGCCAGAUUAGCCACUCCAAUCCGAACUGUUCAGAAGAUAUACGGGGAUUUAGACUUGGACAACAUACCUUAUGAUGUAGCAGACCCAAUAUUCAACCGUGGGGCCACCUCGAGCCGCCAGGUGCUGCUCAUUGAGCCAACAAAAGUCAGAACUGUGCGUGAGGAAGACUCCCUCAAGGGGGAACGCUCAACACCACCACCACCCGAUAACAAAGCCGAACCCAAAGCGAAUGCCAUCACUUCAUCAACACCUGACUUGACCAAGCUUGAGCCAAAGGUUGGACAAGUCUCACAUGUUACUGCUAAAACAACCUCAAAGCCGGCCUCCAAGCUGGACCAGAAUGCUUCAAAGCCGCCAUCAUCAUCAUCAAAAUCUGCUGGCAUUGAAGAGAAUAUAGUACUCGGUGUUGCUCUGGAAGGUUCAAAGAGAACCCUUCCUAUCGAAGAGGCAGCAGUGAAGGAGGUCAAAGAAUUGUCCAUGUCUCACAGUAGUAGCAGUAAUGGAUCGGUAGCUACUUCAGAAAAGGAUAAACAGCCAAGUCCGCGUUCUUCAAGUGCUCCUCCUCCCCUGCAUGCUGACCAGCAGGAAUGAUUUAUCUAUUUGUCCUGUCACUUGGUGGUUCAACAUUUUUAUAUGGACCAUUUUGUGCUCCUUACAGCCAGCCUAAUAUCCUGUGAGAUUCAUUCAUGGCUGAAAAAAAAAAUUAACUUUACUAAUGUACUACUCCGUACCUAAUUUCAUCCUUCUAACCUCAAAAGGCAACUCAGGGUGCUACUA
Molecule: messenger RNA, 2521 nt
Organism: Cuscuta campestris
Lineage: Eukaryota; Viridiplantae; Streptophyta; Magnoliopsida; Solanales; Convolvulaceae
Source: the annotation of a GenBank genome assembly